CCAGCUUUCACCGCUAUAUCGCUCUCUCUGUCGCUCUGCGCCUCUGCCUCUGCCUCUGCGUCUGCGUCUGCGUCUGCGUCGCCACUUCCCAAGUCGCCGGCUUCCCGGCUUUCGUCUUCAAUUCUAUAACCGACCCAAUGGAGUCGAGUUUGGACCCGCUAGCUGCGGGUCAGUCGGAACACAUAUCAGGAACCUCGUUAUUUCACCGGAGAAUCGAUUUCCAUUUGGCCCGCAAAUCAUUCAAUGGAUUUGGGAAUUGCAGUGGAGGGUUUCGCCUCGAGACGCUCAACUCCACUUCCAAUUCAGCUUCGGUGCCCGGCAAAGCUCCUGCCCCGCCCAACCCUCCCUCCAAUAAGGGCAACGCCAACGAUGGCCUAGACUUUGAUCCGGAGCUCAGCCUCAACAUCACAUUCAGGAAAAUUAUGAGAAUUGGCGCUGGCUUAGAAAAUCUUGGAAAUACUUGCUUUCUCAAUGCAGUCUUACAGUGUUUGACAUACACUGAACCUCUAGCAGCAUAUUUGGAAAGUGGGAAGCAUCAAAAUUCUUGUCGUAAAGCUGGGUUUUGUGCUUUAUGUGCCAUCCAGAGGCAUGUGAGUCGUGCUCUUCAGGCAACAGGGAGAAUUCUUGCGCCAAAAGAUCUUGUUUCCAACUUGCGCUGCAUAUCUCGGAAUUUUCGCAAUGCUAGACAGGAAGAUGCACAUGAGUAUAUGGUGAAUUUGCUAGAAUCAAUGCAUAAAUGCUGCUUACCUUCAGGAGUUCCCAGUGAGUCUCCUGGUGCUUAUGAGAAAAGCUUGGUCCAUAGAAUGUUUGGUGGCCGCCUUCGCAGUCGGGUGAAGUGCAUGCAGUGUUCCUACUGCUCUGACAAGUAUGAUCCCUUCUUAGAUCUAAGUUUAGAAAUAAUCAAGGCAGAUUCUUUAUACAAGGCACUGGAACACUUCACUGCCCCAGAGUUGUUGGAUGGAGGUGAAAAGCAGUAUAGCUGUCAACAAUGUAAACAAAAAGUCAGGGCUCGUAAGCAGCUCUCUGUUGACAAGGCCCCUCAUGUCCUUACCAUUCACUUGAAGCGGUUUGGUUCACACUUACCUGGGAAGAAAAUUGAUAAGAAGAUUCACUAUGGUCCUGUUUUGGAUUUAAACCGUUUUAUGAGUAGCCCCCAUACUAGUGAUUUGAAAUAUACACUUUAUGCUGUACUAGUUCAUGCUGGCUGGUCCACCCAUUCUGGCCACUAUUACUGCUUUGUUCGCACUUCUAGUGGGAUGUGGUAUUCCCUUGAUGAUAAUCAGGUCUUCCAGGUGAACGAGAGAAAGGUGUUGGAGCAAAAGGCGUACAUGCUUUUCUAUGUUCGAGAUAGGAAAAGUACUUUGCCUAAGAGGCGUGUUGAUGUUGCACAUAAAGACAGCAAUUUAAUAAAUGGUGUAGGAAUUAAAGAGCAUAAAUGUGGUUCAACAAAGGAAGCUUCAAUAACUGCUGGAAUAUGUUCGCCUCUAACUGCUACUUUGGGUAAUGUCUCAGAUGGAACUCAUAAUAUUUUCAGAGUCCCAACUGCAAUGACGAGGCCUAUUGGUUGUGAUACAGAUGUUAGGACGAAAGAUGUAAAUGCCCCAAUCUCUGCUGUACUUUCUAAGUCGAAUAGUACCGUGGAUAAAGAUUCAAGUGGCUCUAUUGUACUGCCGUUAAGCUGCAAUGAGGAUGUAAUCAAUGAAAAGGAUUCAAGUGACAACUCCAGUCACAAACCAGACGAUGACAGUAUACUUAAAAAAUCUUUAGCUAGGUGUAGCAAGGGAAAAAGUGUUUCUGGAAAGGUAUUGGAACUUAGUGAGCAAAAACUGAAAGAGGCAGGCCAAUUAAAGUCCAAUCAGGAAUGCGGUGACGAUACUCAGAUUCACGUUUUCUCCAAGGGAAAUGGCAAUGAGACAAAUGGUUAUGUUACAAGUGAGAUUGGAUCUGAUAUAUUAGUUACACUAUCAGACCCUUUGAGGACAAGCAAGACCAUACCACUGAAAGCCAAUGGGAAGACCAACAUGAAAGUUAGAAAGAAGCCUUUCAAGUCACAUAUCACCAGCAUGCAUCUUAGUUCCCUCAUCUUUGGUACUGCAUUAUAUGUGAGAAGGAAGAGAAAACAAAAACUUAGAAAACAUUGCAUUUCACAUAUCAAUAAUAGGAGUUUGGAGUACUUGAAUGGGGAACAUGCACUACCAAGCAGCCUUGGUCCUACUUCUGAGCAAGCAAAGGUUUUGACUACCAGAGUUUCGCUCCAUAAGAAGAUAUUGACGUGUGUCUCUGAUGUAGAGGUCUACAAUUCAGGUGUAAAAGGUCAACUGGAUACUGGAGACUUGCAAGGUAGAAUGGUUAAUGAAGUACCUAAAGAGAGAGCAGGGAAUGUUGAAACUGUACUGAUGAGUGAUAAGCAGCUUGUAAAAAUUAGUAGCUCCACCUCAUUAGGGAAUAAAUUUGAUGUUGGAGAAACUAUUGGUCUCAAAGAUCUAAAGCAGAGUGGUCUGAUGAACAUGCUCACCAGAGGAUUAGAGGAGACAACAGUCGUACGUUGGGAUGGCAAACAAAUUUCUCCUUUGGACGUUACUGAACCAGGAAAUGAGUGUGUCAAAAUUGGCUACAUUGGGGAUGAAUGGGAUGAGCAUUAUGAUCAGGGUAAGAGGAAGAAGGUAAGGAGUUCCAAACUCAACUUUGAUGGCCCAAAUCCAUUCCAAGAAAUUGCAAGCAAAAAGGCAAAGCUGAAGAGAGCAAAGCUGGCCAAUCAACCGAUUAGAAUAUGAGUGAGUUUAAAAGUGUGUGUAGACAUUAUUCAUGGAGGCAACAUAUUGUGGAGGCUUAAGAAUCUAAAGGUGUCCACCCCAGUUUUGUAUGUUGGGGAGUUACCAAACAUUCAUCAGUGUGUAGAGUUGGAAACAUAUAUGAGCAUCUUGUCUGAGAAAUCUGCCAAAGAUUAUAGCCCAUUUUGCAGGUUCAUCUUUUGGGCUAAUUUUUGUCGCUGUUUAGUGAAACCGUUUUUUUUUUUUUUUCC
Messenger RNA from Ipomoea triloba (trilobed morning glory), 3022 nucleotides. RefSeq names its product ubiquitin carboxyl-terminal hydrolase 23-like. Gene Ontology annotation, molecular function: cysteine-type deubiquitinase activity; cysteine-type endopeptidase activity. The transcript is spliced from 11 exons. Lineage: Eukaryota; Viridiplantae; Streptophyta; Magnoliopsida; Solanales; Convolvulaceae. The record is from RefSeq and is a predicted model, not a curated record. Gene Ontology annotation, cellular component: nucleus; cytosol. Bases 138 to 2774 code for a protein of 878 amino acids. Gene Ontology annotation, biological process: protein deubiquitination.